Molecule: messenger RNA, 654 nt
Organism: Quercus robur (English oak)
Lineage: Eukaryota; Viridiplantae; Streptophyta; Magnoliopsida; Fagales; Fagaceae
Exons: 1
Coding region: 1-654 (217 amino acids)
Source: RefSeq, a predicted model, not a curated record
AUGCAGAUCAAGGAUGAUCCUUCCUUGAAGUGGCCGGAGAAAAUGAGGGGAGACCCCAAUAAACGCAAUCGGAACAAGUAUUGUCGCUUCCAUAGGGAUCAUGGUCACGAUACGGACGAGUGUUUCGAUUUAAAGCAACAAAUCGAAAAUCUCAUAAGGCAAGGGAAGCUGAAGAAUUUCCUUGGACGAGAUAACAGGGACGAAAAAAUGAAAGGAAAAAUGGAAGAAUCAUCACGGCCGCCACUCGGGGAAAUAAGAGUCAUUAUAGGGGGAAGUUCGACGGGCCAGUCAUCCAAGUCCAAGAAAGCAUAUUUGAAGGUAGUGCAGAGUGUCCAGCUUUCUGGACGAUCACCGAGAGCAAGGACCACGGACGAAGCAGCGAUCACUUUCACGGACGAAGACGCUGAGAGAAUUCAUCACCCACAUGAUGAUGCUCUCGUCAUCACCUUAAUGAUUGCUGACUAUACAACUAGAAGGGUGCUUGUAGACACCGGAAGCUCGGCGGACAUUUUGUAUUAUCCAGCUUUUCAACAAAUGAGGCUAGGACGAGACCGGCUCCGUCCAGUGAACUCCCCCCUAGUAGGUUUUGGUGGCAUGAAGGUACAACCCGUGGGUACCAUUUCCUUGUCAGUGGUAGUGGGGGCAUACCCAUGA